AUUGCGAAACCCCUGUAUGAAGCUCAGAAGACUCAGCCACUCACCUGGGGCAAACCACAGAAAGAAGCCUUCCUAAAAUUGAAGGAAGCACUGACAACUGCUCCAGCACUAGGGUUACCCGAUCUGUCUAAAGAUUUUCAGCUGUUUGUAUAUGAAAGGCUGCGCCUAGCACUAGGAGUCCUGACCCAAUGUCUGGGAAGCUGGAAAAGGCCAGUGGGCUACUUUCCCAAACAACUCGACAACAUAAGUGCCGGGUGGCCCCCAUGUCUGUGGGCAGUCGCAGCUACUGUGAUCCUGAUACAAGAAGCCAGGAAACUUACUAUGGGAAGGCACAUAGAUGUCUAUGUACCACACAUGGUAACCACUGUCUUAGAACAAAAGGGGGGCCAUUGGCUAUUUCCCAGCAGGAUGAUGAAAUUCCAGGUAGUCCUGACUGAGCAGAAUGAUGUCACAGUAAAAACAACUAACCUUUUGAAUCCAGCUUUGUUCCUAGGUACCACAACUGAAGAAGGCCCAUUAGAACACAACUGUGUAGAAGUAAUAGAGUACACCUACUCAGCAAGAGAAGACCUGAAAGACGUCCCACUAGAGCAGCAGCUGGAGUGGGAGCUGUUUACAGAUGGGAGCAGCUUCGUGGAAAACGGAACCAGAUACGCUGGAUAUGCGGUAACAACAAUCAAUACAGUAGUGGAGGCAAAGGCAUUACCACCAAAUACAUCUGCCCAGAAGGCAGAACUGGUUGCUCUAACUAGGGCACUAGAAUUAAGUGAAGGGGAAAAGGUAAAUAUCUGGACUACUGACUCAAAAAAUGCUUUUGGAGUGGUGCAUGUACACAGAGCACUGUGGAAAGAAAGAGGAUUGUUAUCUUCUCGGGGUAUGCACAUUAAACAUCAGGAUGCAGUCCUGCAAUUGAUAAAGGCAGUACAAAAACCUGAACAAGUGGCAAUCAUACACUACAAAGCACACUAAUCAGGAAACUCCAAAAUCUGUGA
Zonotrichia albicollis (white-throated sparrow) is the source of this 992-nucleotide messenger RNA. Lineage: Eukaryota; Metazoa; Chordata; Aves; Passeriformes; Passerellidae. The record is from RefSeq and is a predicted model, not a curated record.